This is a messenger RNA of Drosophila erecta, 792 nucleotides long. It is a transcript of the gene mRpS14, whose product is annotated as 28S ribosomal protein S14, mitochondrial. The transcript has 2 exons. Gene Ontology annotation, cellular component: ribosome; mitochondrial small ribosomal subunit. The record is from RefSeq and is a predicted model, not a curated record. Bases 354 to 740 code for a protein of 128 amino acids. Gene Ontology annotation, molecular function: structural constituent of ribosome. Lineage: Eukaryota; Metazoa; Arthropoda; Insecta; Diptera; Drosophilidae. Gene Ontology annotation, biological process: translation.
AUAGCAAUGAUAAUCGCACGCUGUUGCGAAUGGGUGUGAACGCGCUCGUUUUGAAUCGCGCUGCUUGGCAGUUAUGUAAAACGAGUGAAUUGUUAAUUAAAACAUAUUUCAAAAGGUCGAAGGCCAGCUAGUUUUAUAUUUAUUUUCGAAAUAGAUCCUCCCCCGCUUGCUUUGCCAUCGAAUUUGCUUUUUAAUUGCCCAACUUUCGUAUUCGAAAAUAAUAAGCAAUGAAUUUGCAAUUCACCAUAAGGCGCAUCAGCUGUUGCCUAUCGAUAGUCCCGUGCGAUAGUAAACCGACACAAUAGUGAACAAAGUAAAGUGGCAAGAAGAAGUGCACCGGCGGAAGUAACAACAUGAAUUCUCUGGCCAGGAUCGGGGGUUUUGUGUGCCAGUCCGUGCAAAUAGCCGGCUGCGGGCUGCAGCAGGUGCGCACCAAGUACGCCGAUUGGAAGAUGAUUCGCGAUGUGAAGCGGCGCAAGUGCGUCAAGGAGAACGCCGUGGAGCGGCUGCGGAUCAACUCGCUGCGCAAGAACGACAUCCUGCCGCCGGAACUGCGUGAGGUGGCCGACGCCGAAAUCGCUGCCUUUCCUCGGGACUCAUCGCUCGUCCGGGUGAGGGAACGCUGUGCGCUUACGUCACGGCCGCGCGGAGUCGUCCACAAGUACAGGCUCAGUCGAAUCGUGUGGCGCCACCUCGCCGACUACAACAAGCUGUCCGGCGUGCAGCGCGCCAUGUGGUAGCGCCUCCUUCUGUUAGCAAUCUAGGGAAAUAAACCUUGUUAGUAGUCAUCCA